CGUCAUUUUCCCUGCGCCCCCGGAGUAGAUUCCGCACGUGUGGAACAUAAACUCGCCUCAGUAAGUCAUCGUGAGGAUUUCUUUAGGAUAUGAGUGGGGACGUGGAACGCUUGUUGAUCCAGUUUCAGGAUGAGGGGGGUGAGGCCCUUGGAUCCCCCUUUGAUGUGCCGUUGGACAUAACCCCAGAUAAACUGCAGCUGGUCUGCAAUGCACUACUACAAAAGGAGGAGCAAGUCCCACUGUUGUUCUUUGUGCGUGAUGCAGAGGUGGUGUCCUCUCUCGGAGCCUGUGUGCAGACGCUGGGUUUAGAGACAGAACAAGUGCUGCCGGUGGUGUACCAGCCGCAGGCCGUGUUCCGUGUGAGGGCUGUGGCCCGCUGCACCAGCUCUCUGCAGGGACACACUGAGGCCGUCAUCUCAGUAGCCUUCAGUCCCACGGGCAAAUACCUGGCUAGUGGGUCUGGAGAUACGACUGUGAGAUUUUGGGACCUAACUACAGAGACUCCUCAUCACACUGCUAGAGGACACACACACUGGGUUCUGUCUAUAGCCUGGUCUCCAGAUGGAAAAAAGUUGGCAUCAGGGUGCAAGAACAGUCAGAUUCUCCUCUGGGAUCCUGUCACUGGACAGCAAAUGGGGAAGGCUCUGACUGGACAUACUAAAUGGAUCACUUGGCUGUGUUGGGAGCCACUUCACCUGAACCCUGAGUGCAGGUAUCUGGCCAGUUCUUCUAAAGAUUGCUCCAUUCGGAUAUGGGACGCAGUGCUGGGCCGCUGCGAUAAGAUCCUGACAGGUCACACACAGUCAGUCACCUGUGUUAAAUGGGGAGGGGACGGCCUCUUGUACACAUCCUCCCAGGACAGGACCAUUAAAGUCUGGAGGGCAAAAGACGGGGUUCAGUGUCGGACUUUGCAGGGUCAUGCUCACUGGGUCAACACUUUGGCCCUCAGUACUGACUACGUCCUUCGCACAGGAGCCUUCGAGCCAGCCACCGCUACCAUCAACCCUCAGGACCUUACCGGUUCAUUGGAGGAGAUCAAAGAGGGAGCUUUGAAACGAUAUAACAAAGUCAGAGGUGAGGGUUCUGAGCGGUUGGUGUCGGGUUCUGAUGACUUCACACUGUUUCUGUGGAACCCAGCAGAGGAGAAGAAGCCUGUUGCCCGCUUGACUGGACACCAGGCGCUGGUCAACGAGGUGCUCUUCUCCCCUGACACACGACUAGUUGCCAGCGCUUCUUUUGACAAGUCUAUCAAAAUUUGGGAUGGCAAGACUGGCAAGUACCUGACUUCACUUCGGGGCCAUGUGGGGGCCGUGUACCAAGUGGCUUGGUCUGCAGAUAGCCGCCUGUUAGUUAGUGGAAGCAGUGACAGCACCCUGAAGGUUUGGGAUGUGAAGACAGGCAAACUAAAUGUGGAUCUGCCUGGCCAUGCUGAUGAGGUUUUCGCAGUAGACUGGAGUCCUGAUGGUCAGAGAGUGGCAAGUGGCGGGAAAGACAAGUGUCUACGGAUAUGGAGGAGGUAGUUGACAGUCUCUGUCUUUCCACUACGCAAUUAUUAUCAUCCAAUCAGGUGCCUCACUGCUCCAGCCUUCUUCAUCCAGUGGCCCGCCCCUCAGGAUGACAGACAGCUGUGUUACUCUGAGGAGCCUUAACCUAAUCACCCAGUGCCCUUACAUGCACUGCGUGACCUGAAAGAACAUAUGCAAUGCGUACGCAUAUGAGUUGUGCUACAGCAGCCCAGAGAUAGAAACACGAAAUCUGUCAUGACGUCCUUUUGGCUUUUCUUAAUGAAACUGUGCAGUGCUAACUCAUUUAAAUAAGCACCCAGCAGACCUGGUCCAAUCUCUGUAAUCCCUUCCCCCCCUGCCCCACACACACUGCUUGUAAUUAUUUAAUCCCAAACAACGAAACAGGUUUUACGCAGUCUGUUCUACCCUUGAGAGACUCCCUCCAUUCAUAGAGACUAACAAACUGAGAAGCUAGUAACGUGAAUUUAAAGACUUCCAUGUUGUAACUCCACUCUUUGGAAGGUGUAAAAAUAGAAGCUGACACUAGGCUGUAGUGUUCAUUAAGCACUCUGGCUAUUUCUGACUCAUAAAAACAGUUGUAGUUGUUUUGCCCUCAGUUAACCAGAAAAUUGGAUUUUCCCCAUAAAUCUAAGUAGACAAAAAAGUAGCCAGUUUGUCAAUAAAGUGUCAAGUAGGGUAAAAAAAAACAAACAAAAAAAUCUAACUCACAUGUGUUAGAUUUUUGGUCCCAUGUUAAGACAGUGGCCCCAAAAGGUUUUUGGACAUUUGUUCCAUAUUUAAGACAGUAUUUAGUUCAUGUUAGGAGGUUUCUCACCAACACCACUGGAAGAAAAAAAACAGCCCCAGCCAUUUCCACCUAUUUUACAGUAUCCUUGGUGCAAUCUGGUUUGAGUUCUUCUCCAAGCUUUCACCACACAGUCUACCUUCAUUUUGAUAUUGGGCUAGAAGUCUUUUUUUCUUGGACUAAAAUAUCAUUUUGUUGAACAUUUUGAAAGUGAACUAAAAGAACCAUUUAAAGCUGAUGUGUGUUUAAAGUGUCAGAAUACUUUUUGGGGCCACUGUAUUCCAAUAUUGAUGAUUUGUCUACACUCAUAAAAGGUGAAGAAGGUGAGGUGAAGCUCAGAAAAACUCGUUAUUCCCUUCUCCUUUUUACAUGACGUGAUGUGUCAGGAUUGGGGCUGGGCAGAUUGUCCUUACAGGAUUUCCUGAAGGCUUUAGUGGAAGACUGCAGAACAUAGGCUGCUUAUCAUUAAUGCCAGUAAGAUGUAUUUUGAUGUCCUUUAUAUUUUAUUACUGUUUUGCAUUUGUUUUCUCUGUCUUCCAUUUGUGGAAAGGACAAACAUUUGGCUCACUGUGAAUGAUUAUUAUUUAACCAUCUAAAUAGCAAAAUAAAAUCACACACAAAGUCCACACACA
This is a messenger RNA of Colossoma macropomum (tambaqui), 2942 nucleotides long. It is a transcript of the gene nle1, whose product is annotated as notchless homolog 1 (Drosophila). Lineage: Eukaryota; Metazoa; Chordata; Actinopteri; Characiformes; Serrasalmidae. Gene Ontology annotation, cellular component: nucleolus. Gene Ontology annotation, biological process: ribosomal large subunit assembly; Notch signaling pathway. Gene Ontology annotation, molecular function: protein binding. The coding region runs from base 90 to 1520 and encodes 476 amino acids. The record is from RefSeq and is a predicted model, not a curated record. The transcript has 13 exons.